AUGUCCUCCACACCCAAGACCGCCUCCGACUCCAAACCCAAAGACCAGCCGCAGGUCUCAAAGAAGACGAACAAGGUCCUCGAGGAAGAUGACGAGUUCGAGGACUUUCCCGCCGAGGAUUGGUCGGACACGGAAACCGACGGCAAGAGCGGCAAGAGCAAGAACCUCUGGGAAGAGAGCUGGGAUGACGACGAGACCACCGACGAUUUCGCCGCGCAGUUGAGGAAUCGUCAAUGGCUAAGGUGA
This is a messenger RNA of Tricharina praecox, 246 nucleotides long. RefSeq names its product 26 proteasome-like protein complex subunit Sem1. The coding region runs from base 1 to 246 and encodes 81 amino acids. Gene Ontology annotation, cellular component: proteasome complex; proteasome regulatory particle, lid subcomplex. The record is from RefSeq and is a predicted model, not a curated record. Gene Ontology annotation, biological process: proteasome assembly; mRNA export from nucleus; double-strand break repair via homologous recombination. The transcript has 3 exons. Lineage: Eukaryota; Fungi; Ascomycota; Pezizomycetes; Pezizales; Pyronemataceae.